AUGAACAAGGAAGAAGCCAAGGAAGACAGCUAUACUAUUGAUGCUAACAACGUUACGAAGUUCCACCUGGUCGAUACUGAUAAGUUGACUAAUAGUGAGUCUUUGAGUACCUUCAAACCCAUGUAUACCCAUCAAAUCUUCUCUUAUUUGGAGAAGAUUGUUGGCUAUCAAGGAUUAAAGAUAGACAUUUAUCUCAGCUGUGCGACCCUUAGAGCUUUGCUGAGGAUCCGGUACACCAAAUGACUGAAGAAAAGAAAUAAAGUAGAGGAAAAAUUAUCGAAGCACUUCGGCAAGAAUCUUACAACGAAUGAAAAAGUCUUUAAAAACUGGAUGAAAUUUGAUCUAGAGAAGUUUAGACCUAAAGGAAAAUAAAGUCUAUUCCUUUGACAGAAUCUGCGAUAAGCAUCGGCAUUAUGAAGUUUAUAAGAUCAGAGUGACAGACAAGCUAUUCUCGAAGGAAACCAAUCGUUCACUGCAAGCUUUGCUGUUCUUUUACAUCGAAAGCGCCUCGUUUAUUGAGCAAGAUCCAUGUUGGCAUUACUUUAUGCUAUAUGAAGUGGUCAAAAAGUUUAAAAAUAAUCCACCUUCAUACCGCCUGAUUGGAUUCUCCACGACUUUUGAAGAAGUUGAGAAGAGGAAGACGACCCAUAGAAUCUCCCAGUUUAUCAUCCUUCCAGCAUACCAAAAGCAGGGCUUUGCAAAAGCUCUUGUAGAGGGGAUUUAUAAGCACUAUAUUGAUGACAAAAAUUGAAAAGAAAUCAGUGUUGAGAAGCCAACUAAAGCAUUUGAAAAAUUAUGAGAAUCUGUCAAAACAAGCCUUCUCAAGGAUGACUGCAAGGCUAAAAGAGUUGCCCAGGAGGGAGAUAGUUAUAAGAAUACAAAGAACACAAAAAUACUGACUUCAGAUGAUAAGCAGACCAAGAGGAAGAGAGGUAAAGGAAGGCAAGGAGAGACCAAACCUAAGAAGACCAAGGAUAAAGAGGAGACUAAGAGAUGCAGAGACAAAAAUGAUAAAAACGAGAAGAAGAAAUUAGAUAAAGGAUCGACUCUCUCUACAUCAAGUUUGAUCGAGUCAGAAGAUAGUGAGUGGAUCGACCCUGUUGAAGAGAGUGGGAAGCAAAUGGAAAGUAUGGUGAAAAAGGUUAUUAGGAAGCCAGCCUGAAGUAAGAAGAAGAGGGGUACAAAGAAGAGAGUGGUGAAAGAGCAAAGGAAGAGGAAGCAGAGUGGGAGAAAGAUACCUAGAAGCAGAAAGAGGUUGCCAAGGCAAGCGAAAAGAGCAAAAUUAUAGAUUUUUACUAAGUAUUUUCAAAUGUA
Molecule: messenger RNA, 1314 nt
Organism: Moneuplotes crassus
Lineage: Eukaryota; Ciliophora; Spirotrichea; Euplotida; Euplotidae
Source: the annotation of a GenBank genome assembly